Molecule: messenger RNA, 1582 nt
Organism: Paramormyrops kingsleyae
Lineage: Eukaryota; Metazoa; Chordata; Actinopteri; Osteoglossiformes; Mormyridae
Gene: commd9
Product: COMM domain containing 9
Source: RefSeq, a predicted model, not a curated record
CUUUAAGCUUCAGGACUAUUUUUCCCAUAACCCCUCUGUUUAUCACGUGGAACAGCCCACAUGACUGAGUCACAUGACCAAAAAUGGCCGCGUUAACAGAGGAGUAUUUUGACGCCUUUCAGUUGCUUUUAAAGGCGCCUUCCAAGGACGCAGUGAGGCAGCUCUGCAGGGACAGCUUCUCCACCGGAGCUCCGGAGUCCCGGCGACUCGCUGACGAGGCGGCCGAAACCCUGUCGGUGUCCGUUGGUGAGGCUCAGCAGCUUCUCAGGGCUCUGCACGCCCUCACCCGUCACGUGCUGUUCCACAGCUUAACGACCCCCGAGCAAAUCCUUGCGUUGUUCCCUGAUGCUUUCCAUCCCAACUUGAAAAAUCUAAUGACUAAGAUCCUUCUAGAGCACAGCCCUGCAUGGAGGAAUGAAGCUCUUGCUAAUCAAAUUUCACUUCCCCGGCUGCUGGAGAUGGACUGGGGGGUGGAUAUGAAGACCUGUUCUGAUUCUGCUGGCCGCAUGGCUGUACCCAGCUGCCUGCUCCACAUGAAAGUUCAAGAUGCUCAGGCCCCUGGAGAUGGCAGUGUGAGCCCCCUCUCCUCAGUAACUGUGGAGCUGAGCCGGGAGACACUGGACACCAUGCUGGACGGCCUGAGCCGCAUUCGAGAUCAGCUGUCUGUGGUGGCCAGCAAAUAGCUUCUGAGACCAAGCCUGACCUUGCACUUCCCUAGGGAGGAACCACCAGCUCUCUGCCAGGACGUGCUAAAUCCACAGAGCACCUCACAGGGGUAGAACUGUAAAUACCAGUCAUUAAUGCAAGGUGCAAGUGGAACCAGAGAUGGAACCUGACUAGACAAAGGAGGAUUCACAGUCUGUCAGCCUGAAACACCAUCCAAUAUACUGUUGAUAGGUUAAAAAGUGUUUCCUUUUGUUUUUUCUAUAGCAUUUACUUAGAGUAGUGUUUCCCAAUCCGGUCCUCAGGGACCCACAAACAGUUCACGUUUUUGCUCCUUCCCAGUGCCCGAGGGAGCAAAAACGUGAACUGUUUGUGGGUUCCUGAGGACCGGAUUGAGCAACAAUUAUUUGGAGGUAUUAAACUGUGAAGAGAAAUGUGUAUCAUGUUCAUAUCUUUUUACAGGAAAAAUGGAAUAACAAUGUAGGAUUGCUUUCUGUAAUGCUUUUUAAAUCUGGUAGAUGUAUCCAUCUUUUACAGUCUGUCCCUUUGAUAGCUGACAGACCGCUAAUGUACAGCAGUCCAAUGAAACACCUGAAAACAUGCACGAAAUUUGUAGGACUCGAGUUCUCACACCGGUCUGUCUGAAUUCAGUAUAUUGUAGCAUGGGUUAGUGGUCAUCAUGUUUAAUUGCGGUUAAAUGGGGCACAGACCUACAUGCAGUCAGGCAAAAGAAGACUUAUGUAUGGGUUAGAGAAAUAACAUCAAAAUAUAAUAAAUAUCUAUAUAACGUGUUUUUUUCCAUCGAAGCAAAGACGCAUUAACUAAAUGGUUAGUCAUGUCCAGUAGCACACUGCCAUCUAUUGGGAAUAUCCGGCUAUUGCGCUUUUAUAUUUAUAUAAACCGUUUGUCUUUAUUGCCC